Molecule: messenger RNA, 6274 nt
Organism: Hypanus sabinus (Atlantic stingray)
Lineage: Eukaryota; Metazoa; Chordata; Chondrichthyes; Myliobatiformes; Dasyatidae
Gene: mau2
Product: MAU2 sister chromatid cohesion factor
Exons: 19
Coding region: 14-1900 (628 amino acids)
Biological process (GO): maintenance of mitotic sister chromatid cohesion; mitotic sister chromatid cohesion
Cellular component (GO): chromatin; SMC loading complex
Molecular function (GO): protein binding; double-stranded DNA binding
Source: RefSeq, a predicted model, not a curated record
GCCACCUCUCGCGAUGUUUGUCGCGGAUGCGGGUAAAAUGGCGGCGGUUGGCGCUAGCGGCCCUCACCAGCAGCCACCGCAAGCACAGCCUCAGCCCCAGGCUCCGCAGCAGCCGCCUCAAUAUACGGACGCCUGGUAUUUGGCCUUGCUGGGCUUCGCUGAGAACUUCCGCACGGCCAGCCCACCCAAGAUCAAAUUGUGCGUGCAUUGCCUGCAGGCCAUCUUCCAGUUCAAGCCGUCGCAGCGCAUCGAGGCCCGCACCCACCUGCAGCUCGGCAGCGUCUUGUAUCACCACACUAAGAACACGGAACAGGCCCGCUCGCACCUCGAGAAGGCGUGGUUAAUAUCCCAGCAAAUUUCACAGUUUGAAGAUAUCAAAUUUGAAGCAGCCAGCCUUCUCUCAGAGUUAUAUUGCCACCAGAAUCUGGUUGAUUCAGCAAAACCACUUCUACGCAAAGCAAUUCAGAUUUCUCAGCAGACACCUUACUGGCAUUGUCGACUGCUCUUUCAGCUUGCACAAUUGCACACGUUAGAAAAAGAUUUGGUCUCAGCAUGUGACCUCUUAGGAGUUGGAGCUGAGUAUGCAAGAGUAGUGGGAUCAGAAUAUACCAGAGCGCUCUUCCUCUUAAGCAAAGGCAUGCUGCUGUUGAUGGAACGGAAACUGCAAGAGGUUCAUCCUCUGCUGACUCUAUGCGGCCAGAUUGUAGAGAACUGGCAGGGAAAUCCCAUACAGAAGGAGUCUUUGCGUGUCUUCUUUCUGGUACUACAAGUCACACACUAUCUGGAUGCAGGGCAGGUCAAAAGCGUGAAGCCUUGUUUGAAGCAGCUGCAGCAGUGUAUUCAAACCAUCUCCACAUUACAUGAUGAUGAAAUCUUACCCAGUAAUCCUGCAGACCUCUUUCACUGGCUACCCAAGGAACAUAUGUGUGUCUUGGUUUAUCUGGUGACAGUUAUGCACUCCAUGCAAGCUGGAUACUUGGAGAAAGCCCAGAAAUACACAGAUAAAGCACUCAUGCAGUUAGAAAAGUUAAAAAUGCUGGACUGCAGCCCCAUUCUGUCCUCAUUUCAAGUCAUGUUAUUGGAACACAUCAUCAUGUGUCGACUUGUAACGGGACACAAAGCCACCGCUCUCCAAGAGAUUUCUCAGGUCUGCCAACUGUGUCAACAGUCUCCCAGGCUAUUUUCCAACCAUGCUGCCCAGCUUCACACACUACUGGGUUUGUACUGCAUCUCUAUAAACUGCAUGGACAACGCUGAGGCUCAGUUCUCAACAGCACUUCAGCUGACCACACAUCAGGAGUUGUGGGCAUUCAUAGUCACGAACCUAGCCAGUGUCUACAUCCGAGAGGGAAACAGACUUCAGGAGCUAUACGGUCUGCUGGAAAGAAUAAACCCAGAUCACAACUUCCCCGUCAGUUCCCACUGUCUCCGAGCAGCUGCCUUCUACAUCCGGGGCCUCCUCUCCUUCUUCCAGGGACGGUACAAUGAAGCAAAGAGGUUUCUACGGGAAACUUUAAAAAUGUCAAAUGCAGAAGAUUUGAAUCGGUUAACAGCUUGUUCCUUGGUAUUACUGGGUCACAUCUUCUAUGCCCUUGGAAACCAUAGGGAAAGCAAUAACAUGGUGGUACCAGCCAUGCAGCUGGCCAGCAAGAUCCCAGACAUGUCAGUUCAAUUGUGGUCAUCGGCAUUGCUGAGGGAUUUGAACAAGGCAUGUGGGAACUCCAUGGAAGCCCAUGAAGCUGCUCAGAUGCAUCAGAAUUUUUCUCAACAGCUUCUCAACGACCACAUAGAAGCCUGUAGCCUCCCUGAACACAAUCUGAUCAAUUGGACAGAAGGGCCUCUUCCUGUGCAGUUCCAAGCUCAGAAUGGACCCACCACCAGCCUCGCUAGUCUACUAUGAACCGAAGCUAUAACUUCUGUGGAACCCAUCACCCCUCAAACCAGGCAACAUAUGAAACAAGAUUUAAAUAGCGCCUUCCUAAUCACUGCCGGGCAAGCAGAACGGGAGAGUGUUUGUCUGUAGUGGUCCAGUAUUCUCCACACCUUUACCUGCUUGUUUCUGCAGUUCAGCCUUUCCCUGUGCUGAGCACUUGGAUGCAAAAAAAAAAGCUUUAGUUUGAAUAUGGGAAUCAUUAUUAUCUCUUCUUAACCCAAACAUGUUAAUUUGCUGAGUUGCCUGUUUUCUCAACUGGUCUGUUUCUAAGCAACAAGUAAUUUGUUUCCAGCUGGUGAGGGGCUGGCUGGGGUCAACCCCUCCUGGCAUACCCCUCUUUGGCACUGAAUGUUUUAGACCAUCUCAUUUGGUGCCCAGGCCCUGGUUGCCAUGGGAACUGCCCCAUCUCUGAAUAGUGGAGUAGUUAGAUCAGGAGUUGGUAACUGGCAAACAGUUUUGCUGAGUUGGUGCUGAUGACCUUUCCUUACGGUGCUCACUAUUAGUUCUGAUAAAAAGGCUGGACCUCUGUGCACGGAAAGUUCUGAAGCUUGUAAUUAAUCCUCCUGUACCUGGAGCUCAUGUCCAUGUUUAACAAUGUUUGGCAGACUCUGUUUCUGCAACUCAGAGGUGCUUCUUCAGACUAGUGUUUGAGGUUGCUUGGUCAGGGAUCUCCAAUUAACCGUGCAAUGUUCUGACUCUGCAGUCUGAUGUGUGGCCUCCUUUCUCCCCUCCACCCUGAAAUCCACACUCACUCCCUCCCUCCCUCCAUUGCUCACUCUGCUCCCCCCAUACCUCCAUCAGUACAGCUGAUAGUCCUGCCAAUACUAGAUCAUGGAUUCGUUACGCAGAAACUAUUGGACCCAUUGAGUUAUUUCUAUUUAUUCCUGUGUUUUUAUCUAAUAGAAAAAUAGUUCUGAGAGCUGUGCUCAGCAGUUAUAUUAAAGGGAGAUUGCCUUGAGUCAUGUGGUGCUCCCCUCCUUCCUUUCUCCCCUUCCCUUUUUGUUCAUCCCAUCACAGCUGCCCUGUAUCUGCAGCUCUCAUUGUUUCAUGAGCAAAGUCAAUGGUAAUUACAGGAUAAACUCAAAACAAUAACUUUUUAAUUUUCAAAAAUAAAGUUGCUUUUAACCCCAACUUGAGCUGAAGUUGGUACUUGCCCAAACAGCCCCAUAGCAGAAUGGUAUGUGGCUCUGAGAUACGAGUUCUGUCAGUCCUUGGAUCAAGAGCAGAAUUGUGGCUGGCAUGUAGGGUAUGAGAGCACAUCCCUGGUACCUGACUCUUUCUAUUGAAUAAACUCUGCCAUCAAUUCAAUGUACUUCCCUCAUAAUCUCAGCCCUAGAGUUGAUCCCCAUAUAUCAUGAGGACUGACAUUUUCAACUAAUCAUCAUCAGUUGCCAUCAUUUGAAAUAAAGGCAGAAAAUGCUGAAAGUAUCCAACUGGUCUGGCAGCUUUCUAUGGAAAGAGUAACCAAAGUAACUCUUCAGAUACUUGAGCCUAUCGCCCCUACUGGGGCAUAUGGUCGCCAGUCUUCUGCCUCAGCUAGUCUUUCACGUUGCUUCCAAGUUGCCCAUUGAAGAUCCUCCCUCUCCUAAGGAUGAGAUCUUUGGAGUUUCUGUAGGCAUCUCUAUAGCUCUUUUUUACACAGCAUGGUGUUGCUGGUCCCUUGCCUAUCCCUUCUCCCACAGCCGAGUUGGACCAUCCAUGGCAGAGUUAUUUUAUAAAAUAACUAUUCACAUAGCUCCUCCUCCUCUCCUCCCAAACAGCCCACCACAGCAGUUAUGGAGAUGCAUUGUAAAAGUGAAGCAACUAACUCAAUUUUUUUUAUUGGAAGUUAUUCAAGCCUCAUCUGUGAGGAUAAAUGCUGUAGUCCAACCAGCUUCCACAGGGGUUAGCACAGUUCCCAGUCACAUUGGUGUUGGCAGUCACCGUUGUCUGAUCUGUGUAACCUGAUGCUGUGGUGACUCAGGUUCUGCGUGGGCAUAAUCUCUGCCAACCAGUCCCAACGCUGUCACCCUCAGGCAACGAGCAGGAUCGCUCAGAUCUUUCCCUGCUGUGUGUCUUGGCAGUCGGAAGUUGGUUUGAACAGGUCCUUCACCCUCCUGGACCACACUUGCCAACACUGCGGGUCACAGAGCUGUUCAGCUGAUGUGUGAGGACCAGGGCCAACUCCUCAAAGAGAGCAGCAGGGUGACACUGGAGGAGGGGGCAGGUAGUGAGUGUGACCCUGGCUUGUGCACAGUUUGUAGUGUGUACCUGGAGACUGUACUUUCAGUCUCAGCCCAUGGGUGCCUGAAAUCAGGCAGUCAGGCUGAGCUGGCAAGUACGAUUCUGCAGAGACAUGCAUCUACGGGAAGGGUUGCAGUUAUUUUAUAUGAAUAUAUAUAUAUAGAUUAGAUAAAGAGUAACACAAGGUGCUGGAGGAACUCGGGCACCACCUAUGGAAGGGAAUAUAUAGUCAACACCUCAGGAUUGGAAAGGAAGGAAGAGGGUGCCAGAAUAAGAAGGAUUCCCCCUCUUCACCUCUCACUUUCUCACUUGUCUUCCUUCUCUCAACACCCCCCCCCCCCCAAAAUCACCACCUUAUUCUGGCUGCUUCCCCCCUUUCUUUCCUGUUGAAGGGUCUUGUCCUGAAGUGUUGGCUGUUUAUUCAUUUCCACAGAUGCUCCCUGACUUGCUGAGCUGCUCCAGUAUUUUGAGUGUGUUGCUAAAGAUUCCCAGCAUCUGCAGAAUCUCUUGUGUUUUAGAUUAGAUAAAGUGUAUUUUAUUUAAUUCAAUGGCUGAUAUUUUUCUUUUGACUUAAAACCAUUUACCCUAUGACUACGAUAUUUACAUUACCCACACCUAAGGCAUAGGAGCAGAAUUGGACUAUUCAGCCUAUCAAGUCUGCUGUGCUAUUCUAUCAUGCUGGAUUUAUUUAUCACCAGCGUGGAUGGGACAACACCAGGUCACAGCUGGUAGAUGCUCCUACACUACACAGUCUGAACAUCAUUGAAGGAUCCGUUGGUGGAGGACAGUCUGAAAGGCACGUCCCUGCCCUCAGCCCUUUCCUAGAUCAAGACCCAGCCACCAACUCGCUGUUCAAUGAUCAUUACUCGCACCCCAAUAUAAAACCCAUGGACAGGGCAGUGUGUUAGAUGUUGGCCAGUUGGAUCUCGGCCAAGUGACCUGGGUCCAGAGCAGGGAGGGGAGAGGUGACACUGGCCUUUGCAGCAGAUCUUAGUUGAGAGUAAGGCUGUGGCUCCCUCCUGUGAAACAGCAGCAGUCUUGUCCUUUAAGGCUUCAUCAAUGACACUUUAAAUUUGGGGUGGGAGGAAGCAGCUUUAUCUUCAGCCCUGCAGUGUUAGAGAGCUUGGCACAUACCACCUCUACCUCAGUCGUUCCUCUUUUUGACCAUCUCUCCUCUUUCCCUUUCUCAUUAUCCCUACUGUGACAGUGGUGAAAACCCCACUGGUCUUGGUACUAGAGUCUGGGAAGGUCCCUGGGUUUGUCUUUGAUCUAUGCGAAAGUGCUCCCACCUCUGGGAUAAGAGAUAACUGCCAGGCCUUUUGGGCCUUAUCUCCUGAAAGGUGAAGAUGGGUGUUAACUGCCCUGUCUCCGGACAGUCACUUGUACCUGAAAAAUUAUUCCCAUCGAGCACCUGUCCUCCUACAUCUGAAUGUUCCUUCAGUGGCCAAAACAAUGGGUGGUAGGGGGGUCAGUGAAAAAUUCUGUGCUCUGUGCCUCCAAGGAAGUAGGAACUUGUCUAAUACAGGCAACAGCAAAUUAGACACAAUAAAAUGGCUGAAUUUUUGAAUUCAAUCACAAAUAUUGUAUGCUGCAUAAUUAAUAUUUACAACAAGGUUCAGAGUCAACUAGGCAGUAACUCUGGCACUUCACCACCUACAUCCCUGUACUAUGUAGGACACAAUUGACUAGAUAUCGCAUUAAUUCGUGUUUUGAUUUUUUUUUUGCAGUUCUUUGAAGUUCUGUACAGACAAUUCAGUGUGUUCUUAGACAGAGACAAUGUUUUAAUACCUACUACAUCAUGUAUCUAGUGAAACCAUUUCUGUGCAAUUAUGUUUCCUUGAAUCAUUGUUAUGGCAGGUUUGUUAACAAAUAAUUUGUGUUUUAGCAUCACUGAACCUUUAUAAUAGUUUAUAGAUGUCUUGAUGUUUUGAGAUAUAAAGGAUUCCCUACUUCAGUGACAAUGCCACUGUGAAGCGGGGUAGAUUGGUUUGUAAAUAUGAAUCUAUGUAAACAGAACUUGUCUGUCGCUGUGUUUUUAGCUCUCUAUUACAUUUGGAUUAACCUUGUUUUUUUAUUCUAUAUAUCAGGGAAUUUUUAAAAUAAAUUUAUAAAUCUAAA